Messenger RNA from Balaenoptera ricei (Rice's whale), 1439 nucleotides. RefSeq names its product myosin binding protein H like (gene MYBPHL). The record is from RefSeq and is a predicted model, not a curated record. NCBI's taxonomy places the organism in Eukaryota, Metazoa, Chordata, Mammalia, Artiodactyla, Balaenopteridae. Gene Ontology annotation, molecular function: protein binding.
AGCCAGAGGCCCCAUUUGGAUGGUCUGGGUAGGGAGGGGCUGUUUGAAGCUCAAGCGCUCCCCUCCCUCCCUGGUGCUGUGAGAGAGGUGUCAUCUCUCUCCCAAGAUAACAGGACUACCGGGUCCUCCUCCUGCAGCUACUCUGGGCUGCGGUCUGCUCCCCGCUCUUCCCCUAGCCCCUGCUUCAGCCCUCUGGGAGUAGCUGGGUGGGAACAGGCCAGCCCUGUUGCAUAACCCUGUGGCUGGGACGCUGGGGAGGCCGGGCUGGAGAGCAGGUGCUCAGCCCCUCCCUCACCACCAACAGUGAAAAUCUUCCUCUGGAGCCCAGCCUUGGGGUGGCCCAGCAUGGAGGCAGCCACAGCUCUGGAGGUGGCCUCGGGAUCCACACCGAAGGUGAAAGAAGCCAGCCUAGCCGAUGCUGACGGAGCCCAGGCUUCACCUCGGCGGGGGGCCGUCAGCCCCGUUCCCCAGCUCCUGCCCCCCACAGAAGAGCACCCCAAGAUCUGGGCCCUGCAUCAGGCCCUGAGGCAGACCUACAUCCGGAAGGUUGGAGACACUCUGAAUCUACUAAUCCCGUUCCAGGGCAAACCCCAACCUCAAGCCAUCUGCACGCAUGACGGCUGCACCUUGGACGCCAGUCAUGUGAGCAUGUGGAAUGGGGAGCGGGACUCCAUCCUCUUCAUCCGAGAGGCCCAGCGUGCUGACUCGGGUCACUACCAGCUCCGUGUGCAGCUGGGCGGGCUGGAGGCCACCGCCACCAUUGACACCCUGGUGAUCGAGAGGCCAGGCUCUCCUCAGAGUAUCAAGUUGGUGGAUGUCUGGGGCUCCAGCGCUACCCUGGAGUGGACUCCGCCCCAAGACACGGACGCACUCCUGGGGUACACGGUGCAGAAGGCUGACACCAAAUCUGGGCUGUGGCUCACGGCGCUGGAGUGCUAUCACCGCGCCAGCUGCACAGUCUCCAACCUCAUUGUCGGCAACUCCUAUGCACUUCGAGUCUUUGCUGAGAACCAGUGUGGGCUCAGCCAGACAGCCUCUGUCACUGCUGACCUGGCCCACAUCCAGAGAGCAGCUACUGUUUACAAGACCGAGGGGUUUGUCCAGUGAGAUUUCUCAGAAGCCCCGAAGUUCAGCCAGCCUCUGGCAGACUGCACUACAGUCAUUGGCUGUGACACCCAGCUCUUCUGCUGCGUCCAUGCCUACCCCAAGCCAAAGACCAUCUGGCUAAAGAACAAGAUGGAUAUCCAAGGCAACCCCAAGUACAGAGCCCUCACUCACCUGGGAAUCUGCUCCCUAGAAAUCCACAAGCCUGGCCCCUUUGACGGGGGCAUCUACACCUGCAAGGCCGUUAACCCCCUGGGGGAGGCGUCAGUGGACUGUCGGGUGGAUGUGAAAGCUCCUAAUUGAGGCACCCUAAGCGGACAUGGGCAACUCUGAGG